AUGAUGCUGCUCAUUGCGUUCCCAGUAGCAAACGCGAUUCCAGCCAAAGAUAUUGACAAGCUCUGCAACGAGACGCCUGAUGUGGCAUUUUGUCUCACAACCAUCGGGAAGGAUCCUCGAAUACCAGCCGCACGCGACCUCGGCGACGUGCUUUUAAUUGCGUGGACGACGCAACGACCCAUAUUGACAGAAUCAGUCGACAGUUCAGGUGGUCCGAACGGGAAGAGACGGAUCGAGGUUUGCAAAGUGGACUACGGAAUCGCUUUGGCUAGGUUUCACACUGCUUGGGAACUUGCAAGGAUUGGCACCGACGCGUAUGGAGAAGGGGCGGUCCGAUUCAAAGUCUCCUCUCACUUUCUAUAA
Thlaspi arvense is the source of this 363-nucleotide messenger RNA. Lineage: Eukaryota; Viridiplantae; Streptophyta; Magnoliopsida; Brassicales; Brassicaceae. The record is from the annotation of a GenBank genome assembly.